Messenger RNA from Trichomonas vaginalis G3, 1998 nucleotides. RefSeq lists its product as uncharacterized. The record is from RefSeq and is a predicted model, not a curated record. NCBI's taxonomy places the organism in Eukaryota, Parabasalia, Trichomonadida, Trichomonadidae. The transcript has a single exon. Bases 1 to 1998 code for a protein of 665 amino acids.
AUGACAUCAUCACCGAAGGAUUUACCAAAAGAAGACCCUGAAUCUGAAGGUGAAACAACAUCUACUAUUAAUUCACUCCAAUCUGCAGGACAUCAUUCGAAAUCUGGAGAAUUUACAAAUCAAAAUGAAAAUAAAGAUAAAAAUACGACAGAAAACACCACGCAAAGCAAGAAAAGACGUAAGCAUCAUCACCAUUCAACGCAAAACAACACAGAAAACAGCCUGCAUACAAAUAAUACAAAAACAAGCGAUUAUUUCGGAAAUGAAUACUCAUCAACAGGUAGCGCUUAUAGCACGCAAUGUUCGAUGGCAGAUGCAAAGAAUAUGCCAGAUGUUUUCAUUUCAUCGACUUUAUCCGAAAAGAAGAAUAAAAGCCAAUUAGAAGCGCAACCACCGGCUAAAGGUGUACAGAAUGCAACAAAUGAUCCUCAAAACGAAAAAGAAAAUAGAGAAGAUUCGAAUCUUAUUCAAGGAAAUAAUGAGCCAAAUGAUGCGAAAUCACAUCGUUCUCAUACUCAAGAGAAUAAAACUCUUGGUUCUGAUAAAUCUUAUCAUUCUUUAUCAUCUCAAGAACCAAAAACGCAUGAGUCAAAGAAAUCGCGCCAUAGUUCUCGAAGAUCAGUGCGUUCCAGGUCAAUAAACGAAGAAAAUAGAUCACAUCAUUCGAAAUCCGUUCAAGGAGAUACAAAAUCAGUACAUUCAAUCGAUAACAACGAAAGUGGAUCCUUACACUCAAAUAUUCUUACAGGUGAUGAUCAAUCACUUCAUUCCAUUGAAUUGGAUAAAGAAAAUAACUCUCCACAUAAUAAAUCAACGCAUGACUUUGAUUCAUCGCUUCAUUCGAUACCUAUUCCUGAUCAGAAAAGAUCUGUUACUCAGCGUUCCCUUGGAGAACCCGAAAAUAGCCCUACAACUCCGAAAUCAGUUAAAUCUUCUGAUGGAUGGAGUAUUCUCUCACGAAAUAACCUUGAGAGUGAAGUUGGUGUGGAAGAUGAAGUUGCCCAGAGAUUGAUUUUGGAUUAUAAAAUUUUAAUUCGUCAAAGAGACGAUCAAUUGAUCAGAAACCAGAGAAUGAUCAAAGAGUUGCAUGACCAGCUUGCGAUGACUAACGAAAUGCAAGCAAUUCAAGCCAAAAUUGAUCUACAUGUAAGAGAGCACAAAAACGACGCAGAAAAGGUCCAAGAGUUGAAAGAAGCCAAAGAAAGUUUAGCCAAACUUAAUGAAGAUCGUCGUCAGAAGUACGAUAACCUCAUAAAGCAGAUCAAAGAACUCAGGAAAAAUAUUGAUGCAAAGAAAGCCGAAAUUGAGGACAAAAACUCUUCAAUUAAGACUCUCGAAGAAGGUGUAGCGAUUCUUAAACCAAUGGAAAACGAAAUUAACAAGGUUAAACAGCAAAAUGCCGAAAUUGCAAAUCAAAUUGAACUUCUUACUAAGAAAACUGAUGAUUUGCAACAGAAGAAAGAUAUAAUUUUAACUGAUUGUCGUCAGAAGAGCGAAGAAAUCUCCGUUUUGGAGAAAGAAGAAGCAAACAGAUUAUUUGCGGUAGAACAGCUUGGCCAUGUCAGAGAUAAAAUAGGAAUUGCAUUAUUGAUGUAUAGAAAAUUACAACGUGAAAAUGAAGCCAUUUCUUUGAAAAUUGCGUUAGAUAAUUCUCGAUCUGACCAGAAAUCCAAAACAACUAUUGGAGAUGCCUCAAAACAUAUCGAUAAGCUUGAUAAUCUUAAGCAGAAAUACUCCCAAACGAUUGAUGAGCAACUUGAAGAAAGAAAUCGCCUGAAAAAGGAACUGAAAAGGAUAGAAUACGAUCUCCAAAAGCAGAAGAAGCCGUUUAAGAACUUAACUGAAUGUAGAAAACCAAUACAAUCGCCAAAGAGAGAAAAACCGCCUGCUCCAACGCCACUUUACAAACCACAGCCAAGACCAAGAGGAACUCCUUCAAUUAGGUCUUCUUUCAGGUCUUCAAACACUCCUGUUUCAUCUCUUAAUAUAUUUACGUAA